AUGGGCGGAAACAAUCCCACGCAAGAAUUCACGCAAAUGGCAUGCCACAAGUAUGGAUGGAGUGCUCGCUUUGCCAAGGAAUCCGUGGAGGAUGGCCGCGACGACAAGACGCUGUGGGUGGCCCAUGUGAUCGUCGGACUUCACGAUGAGCGAAGGUUUGUUUCCGACGAUCAUGAGAGCCCGGACGACACACCCGUAGGAACCAAAAAGGGGAUUGCUUCGGCGUCUAGGGCUGCUCUAGAGGGACUCGCCCAAGAACUGGCAGUGCGAGGUUCCAUGCCGCGCAUGGAAUUGACCCAAGUAUUCCCACUCUAUCCUCCCGCUGCUGCCGGCCAAAACCAGCGCCACCACCAAAAACCCCGCUUUUUCAUCAAGGGAUCGUCACAACGAAACUGGGAUGAAUUCAUUUGGAAAAAGCAGCCACAACCAAAGAUAGUGGGUGUUGAUUGCGAAGGCAAUCAGAGCUACCCACCUGUUUUAGUACAAGUAGCGACAGAUGACUGUGUCAUUCUCGAAAUCACAUCCAUGAAUGGCAAUCAGCUUUCCCACAAUAUGCAGCGUUUGCUAGCCGACAAUUCCAUACGCAAAGUGUUUUGUGACAAUUUCUCUCAUCACGAUAAAAAGUCAUUGGGACUACUACAUGCACACAAUGACAAUACGAAUAACAACAAGGACUAUUCUACCGGCCCCAUUGUGGAUCUAGAAGUCUUGGCGUCGCACCCAUUAGGACCUGUCAAAGUGCCAAGAGGACUCUCGCGGAUCAUCACGUUGGUCAUGCCGGAGCUAGGUGUCGUGGUUGGGAAACCUCCCAACAAAACGGGUAAGAGGAUGAAAGAUGUGGGCCGUUUCACAAUGAUUGAACAAGGCAAGGCACCGCCCAUUACAUCUCUACGGGAUUUGUCGCACAAGGAAAAGUUUUAUGCGGCCAUGGAUGCAUGGGCGACCCUACAGGCCUACAAACGGUUGGUGGGGAGUGAAGAAUGA
Molecule: messenger RNA, 984 nt
Organism: Seminavis robusta
Lineage: Eukaryota; Bacillariophyta; Bacillariophyceae; Naviculales; Naviculaceae
Source: the annotation of a GenBank genome assembly